This is a messenger RNA of Branchiostoma belcheri (Belcher's lancelet), 658 nucleotides long. RefSeq names its product lysozyme c-1-like. NCBI's taxonomy places the organism in Eukaryota, Metazoa, Chordata, Leptocardii, Amphioxiformes, Branchiostomatidae. Gene Ontology annotation, molecular function: lysozyme activity. The record is from RefSeq and is a predicted model, not a curated record. The coding region runs from base 84 to 500 and encodes 138 amino acids. The transcript is spliced from 4 exons.
GGGCUUCUACACCGUUAUAACUCGUCCGUCGAAGACUAGCUCAGAUCCUGUUGUGUCCCUUACAAGCUGCUGAGGAGUCCAAGAUGUUUCUGGCUGUGGUUCUGCUGGGGUUGGUGUGCGUGGCGAAUGCCAAGACCUACGAGCGCUGUGAGCUGGCGAGAGAGCUGGUGUCUCGUGGUCUGACUUCACAGUCUAAUGCCGGCGACUGGAUCUGUCUGGUGCAGCACGAGAGCGGCUUCAGGACCGGCGUGAGGGGCGGCCCCAACUGGGACGGUUCCUACGAUCACGGGCUGUUCCAGAUCAACGACUACUACUGGUGCGACAACGGCGGACCACACAACGACUGCGGCGUUUCCUGCUCCAACCUCCGUGACAGCAACAUCGCUGAUGACGUGCGCUGCGCCAAGCUGAUCUACCAGCGUCACGGCUUCUCUGCCUGGUACGGCUGGCAGAACAACUGCCAGGGUAGCGUCAGCAGUUACGUCAGCGGCUGUUGGUAAACAUCACGUCAUCAUCACGUCACCGUAGGGGCGGAGUCGUUCGUACGUCGUCAUGACGUCACAUCGACUCCAGCACACGUCACGUCACGGCAAUUCGUUCUGAUUCUCCGUGUUUCGAUCUUUGAUAGGAGUCUCAUGAAUAAAGCAUCAGUCACAUA